CGUUAUUUACGUAUUGAGAAAAGUACGAUUAUUUUAUGUGUUUCCUUGUUCUGCAGGAAUCUGGCCUAUCUAUUGCUUCAUUUGGGCGUUGUCUUGCUAGCGUGCGGCUGUGUUCUUCCUUGGCUGAGCUGAUGAAAAAUUGCUUGGUCAUUGCCGGACGCCAUCUUUCUGGCAGAGCGUUUCCGAGACGCCAUAUUUUACCCAAAAGGAAACGCCCAGAAAUCUGAUACACGGCUUCCUGAGUAGCCCCGACACAUUUCUUUGGCGCCAAAACAGCGGAAGUCAAAGAGACAAAGGAGACAAAGAGUCGAGAGAGCGACACCUUGAAACACUCAGCUUGGUGGUGGAGCAUCGAACAACAUCAGUCAUGGCCAAGGAGCCCCUGAGCAAACCUGUUCAAGAAACUGGGUCCAAUAAUCAAACGGUGAAAGACCUUCCCCAAGGCGUGUCUGAAGUUAGCACCGCCGAGAAGUCAACGAUCAUCGAAGAGAUUGGGAGUGAUAAGGAAGAGACCCCACCAGUGGAAGAAAAUGAUGGAUUGCCCAAGGAACGGGCAACUUCUUCUGGGGUUGAGGAUGGUCCUCCUCCCAUAAUUAAAGUAAGCGUUGAAACCCAGACAGAGACAGAAUUCUCUGAGCAGAGUUCAGAGGUGAACCCAGAACCAGAAGUGGAAAAGGAAAGCGCUAUUAAGGCGACGAGCGCGCAAACGCCCUUAGAGGGAAAGGACCAGCUUCCACCGGGACGUGACGUCAAAGGCAAAAAGAAAAAGCAGCGUCAAAAAAAGAAACGUCCUUCAAAAGAGAAGAACGAAGCCCAACCGAGUCUAUCAAGGGACAACACACAAAGCUGGUCCAUCGCGUCUCAGCUUCCAUUGAAGUCUGGUAUCACAUUGCGACUGGUUUGCCCUUUGGUCUGUCUUUUGUGCGUCAUUGGGGUCACACAAUGCUUUUCAGUGGACAAUGUGAAAGAAGAGUGCCAUGUUUACAGCGUUGUUGCACAGAGCAGCAUCACCAAUCAAAAGCUGACUAUUAAAAAAGGGAAACAGUUUUUGUGUGAGAUCUCGGUGUCCCAGAAUGAAGUCCCUUGUGGUAAAUCCUCAGUCCUCCCGAUCAACGAGACUUCACUGCAUCUGACCACCAAGGAGAAGAGCGAUUCCUACUUUGUGGAAGCUGGAGACAUGGAAACCUUAACGUUCAAAUAUGAAGGUUCAUGCGGGGAUCGAGAAUCGUCUCUAAAACACAUCAAUCCUGAAGAAGCUCAGACUACCCCCUCUGUACCUAAUGAAAACCCGCCAGUUCCGCAUACCGCUGAAGAAAUGCCCGGGUGGGCAAUAUUUUUAAUCGUUUUACUGGGGCUCGCUGCAAUAGCAGGGGUGCUGUAUAGGUUCAGAGGCAGGCUGUGUAGAAGGAACUGCUGGAACAGACAGCCACAAGAUAAUCCAGCUGAGAGGGAGCCCAUGGGAAGCUCUCAAGUCGGGAAGAAACCGCGUUGUUUUUGCGUUGGAUGUCCACAUUAUAUGAACUGCGAGGAUGCGGCUCCUAAUAUUGAAAUGACAUCCUGAACAGCGGAGGCUCCCAUUGUACGCCGCGGCACAUCAGUGAUUUUAUUUUGUUAUAGCUGUUUGUUUAGUGUUGAUCCUGCCAGAAAUCCUGGGAGCUGAUAUUUCCU
This is a messenger RNA of Rana temporaria (common frog), 1668 nucleotides long. RefSeq lists its product as uncharacterized. NCBI's taxonomy places the organism in Eukaryota, Metazoa, Chordata, Amphibia, Anura, Ranidae. The transcript has 8 exons. The coding region runs from base 368 to 1561 and encodes 397 amino acids. The record is from RefSeq and is a predicted model, not a curated record.